AAAUCAUUUAUUACUCUAACGCUCACUUUUCUAAUUGCAAUCAACUGGCUCUUGGCGCAUCCUGCACUUCUUCAUCUCUGGAAUCGCUUUGAAGCGUUCGAGUUCAUCAAGACCAUCCAGUAAUGAUCACACCAUCACUAACGAUGCAAUCAUUUCUCUUCUCUUUCCAAUUUUCACGGAUUUUCUUUUUUUUCUCCUGCUUCCAGUGGUUGCUCAAGCGUACAAAGUCGACGUCGAAAUGCUGGCAGCGUCCCGAGGCUGUACCGCAAUUCUGCGUUGUGUAGUGCCUAAUUUUGUUAAGGAGCUAGUACGGGUGGUGUCCUGGGUGCAGGAGCCUGCCUUCUACAUCUAUCCCUCGCUACAGGGUGAUGGAAAAUAUCACCUGCUUCCCACAGGCGAGCUUCUAGUGCACAAUCUAGAGUAUAACGACCGGUAUCCCUCGUACCGGUGUAGGACGAUGCACAAACUGACGCGGCAGGUCGUCACCAGCAGUGCGGCGAAGAUCCGAAUGAACGCACCGCCACAAGCUGCCUGA
This is a messenger RNA of Aedes albopictus (Asian tiger mosquito), 535 nucleotides long. RefSeq names its product cell adhesion molecule Dscam2-like. The transcript is spliced from 3 exons. Bases 239 to 535 code for a protein of 98 amino acids. Lineage: Eukaryota; Metazoa; Arthropoda; Insecta; Diptera; Culicidae. The record is from RefSeq and is a predicted model, not a curated record.